CCCUUACUUCACGGAUUCUUCUUCUUUCGCGUGACAAGAAAGGAAAGGACUUCUCUUUCCCCUGUGUUCGAAUUCCUUCCGUGCAUACGAACUAUACUGGGACCGAACGAGUUGAGAGAGAGCCAUCGUCACCUCUCCGAUCAAAAAUGGAGUCUUUCAGAUAUAAUUCUACUAAAUCUGAAACCCUUUAUUGACAUUGUUUUGUACUGAAGAUAGAACUCUAGGUUUUGCGCAGUGGUGGUGGAGAGAGAGAGUGAUGUCUCAGCUGAGAAUAAAGGCAGUGGUGGAGAAGUUCGUGCAGGAGUUGAAGGAAGCGCUCGACGCCGACAUACAGGACAGGAUGAUGAAGGAGAGAGAGAUGCAGAGUUACAUCGAGGAGCGCGAACGCGAAGUCGCCGAGCGUGAAGCCGCCUGGAAAGCCGACCUCUCUCGUCGCGAGGCAGAGAUUGCCCGGCAAGAAGCAAGGCUGAAGAUGGAAAGAGAGAAUCUUGAGAAAGAAAAAAGUGUGUUAAUGGGAACUGCAUCCAAUCAAGAUAACCAAGAUGGAGCGCUUGAAAUCACUGUAAGUGGCGAAAAGUACCGAUGCCUCAGGUUUGCAAAGGCAAAGAAAUGAGGUUCUAUUGAUAUGGAUUUAGCAAAGUGAACAUGGUUUUGAAUACUGGUCCUUCUGAACCAUGCGGUGGCUACUUUCUGAUUAAAUCUUCAUUCACAUUAAGUGCAUUGGUUAUGUACAUAAAGGCGUACAAUGCCUUAAAAUAUGAACUGAUGAUGCCCAUGCUUGCAAUCCAAUUUCACACAGAAGGACGAGCAUUGUUCGAUGGAAAAAAUUAGUAUUAGCUAUUAUUCUUUUCAUUGCAAUAUCAUAGCAAAAACUGAAGGGUCCUUGAUUGAAUGGAAUGCAACUCUAUGGAUUCUUAUACUCUUCUUUGCGUAAUAAUUUCAUUGAUCUGCAUGCGAGAAACCUAGUGUGCUUCCAUUGUGUUGGAAAGAGAGGAGUCACAAUGUCUCCCAGUUAUAGGAUUGAAGAUCAACCAAUCGAGUCUUAGUCUAGACAGAUUUGUCUAGCAGUGGAAGGUCGAGCUUGAGUUUGACUUUGGGCUGUUGCAAGCAAAUUCGAAUGCAUAAUUUCAGUUUUUGUUAUGUUUUAUUUAAUUCCAUUGUCUCUCGAUACAUGCGUUGUCUCUGUGUGCGAAUAAAUGCAGUAGUUGUCAACAUUACAAAAUGAAAAAGCUACUACAAGAUUUGUUGAUUA
Messenger RNA from Cornus florida, 1252 nucleotides. RefSeq lists its product as uncharacterized. The record is from RefSeq and is a predicted model, not a curated record. The coding region runs from base 257 to 613 and encodes 118 amino acids. The transcript has 2 exons. NCBI's taxonomy places the organism in Eukaryota, Viridiplantae, Streptophyta, Magnoliopsida, Cornales, Cornaceae.